AUCGAAAAUGGGGGCUAGGGAUUCUUCUGAUUGAAUGGGUGUCUGGCGCUUGAAUAUCAAACUUUGUACCGACCAAUGAUGCAUCAUGCUGGCCAGUUUGAAUUUUGCAAAAGUUUGGAAAGGGUGGGGACUCUUGGCAUUGCUGCUGCUAUGACCUCCUUCUCUACCAUUAUUACUACACGAUAGUGCUGCCUCUCCUCUUUUGCUUUGGGUUGAUAGAAUGAAACUUGGAGCAAGUUCAGGAUGGAAAAUCAGUGUUUAUAAAGUUUUAACCUGCAGAAUCCUUAGUUCUGGCCAUUAGUACACCAUGAAAAAGGCCGCUUUCCAUUAUUAGUGAUGGACAUACAAGAUUGUACAGAGUUAAAUGAAAUCCCGCAGAUGCUUCCGCCUCCACCUGGAAGCUUUAUAGAUCGUGAAGAACUUAUCCAACAUGUUGGGGACUUUGCCUUAUCCCAGGGCUAUGUAGUUACCAUUAAGCAGUCCAAGAAGGACAAAGUGGUAGUGCUUGGUUGUGACAGAGGGGGUGUUUACCGUAACAGGCGUAAACUUGUUGAUGAAAGUUCUGCUGAACAGGUGCGCAAAAGAAAAACAGGUUCACGUCUUACAAAUUGCCCUUUUGAAGUCGUGGGUAAAAAGGAAGAUGGCUUGUGGGUACUUGCCAUUAAAAAUGGAGAACAUAACCAUGAUCCCAUCAGGGACAUUUCAGAACACCCUUCAUCUCGUCGCUUCACUGAGAGAGAAGUAUUGCUUAUUAAAGAUAUGACUGAAGCUGGUUUAAAACCGCGCCAAAUUUUAAAGAGACUGAGACAAAACAAUCCGGAGCUUUUAUCAACACCAAAGCAUGUUUACAAUGUUAAAGCUAAGCUCCGACAAGGAAAUUUAACAGUGAGGAACUUCAAGUCAUUGAGAGUUAAAUCAUCUGUGGAAAAUUCUCAUAUUUCAACAGCUAAUGAGCCAUCUUGGAGGCAACGCAAUCCUCCAAGGGUUCCCAAUCUCAUUGGAGGUAGAUUUGUUGAUUCACAGUCAUUUGCAUCCAUUGAUGUUACAAAUCCUGCAACACAGAAAGUUGUUUCUCAAGUCCCUUUAACCACCAAUGAAGAAUUCAGAGCUGCAAUAUUUGCUGCAAAACGAGCUUUUCCUUCAUGGCGAGACACACCAGUUACCACCCGUCAACGUAUCAUGUUCAAAUUCCAAGAACUCAUUCGGAGAGAUAUUGAUAAGAUUGCUAUGAAUAUUACUACUGAACAUGGAAAGACAUUGAAGGAUGCUUACACUGAUGUACACCGUGGACUUGAGGUGGUGGAACAUGCUUGUGGAAUGGCGACUCUACAAAUGGGGGAAUUUGUUUCAAAUGUAUCAAAUGGAAUUGAUACCUAUAGCAUUAGAGAGCCACUUGGUGUCUGUGCAGGGAUUUGUCCAUUCGAUUUUCCAGCAAUGAUUCCCUUAUGGAUGUUUCCAAUUGCAGUUACUUGUGGCAAUACGUUCAUUCUAAAGCCAUCAGAGAAGGAUCCAGGGGCUACUAUUAUACUUGCAGAGUUAGCAAUGGAGGCUGGCUUGCCUAAUGGUGUCUUAAACAUUGUUCAUGGCACUGUUGACAUUAUUAAUGCCAUUUGUGAUGAUGAUGAUAUUAAAGCUAUAUCAUUUGUUGGUUCAAACACAGAUGGCAUGUACAUAUAUGCAAGGGCAUCAGCUAAAGGGAAACGUGUGCAGUCUAAUAUAGGAGCCAAGAAUCAUGCAAUUGUCAUGCCUGAUGCCAGCAAGGAUGCUACCUUGAAUGCACUAGUUUCUGCUGGUUUUGGUGCUGCAGGACAAAGAUGCAUGGUGCUCAGCACGGUAGUCUUUGUUGGAGGCUCAAAAUCAUGGGAAGAUAAACUAGUGGAGUGUGCCAAGGCUCUUAAAGUAAAUGCUGGAAUAGAACCUGAUGCAGACCUUGGUCCAGUGAUUAGCAAACAGGUGAAGGAACGAAUAUGCAGAUUGAUCCAAGCUGGAGUGGACAGUGGUGCCAGACUCGUGCUUGACGGAAGAAAUAUUGAGGUUCCUGGAUAUGAGCAUGGCAACUUUAUUGGUCCUACCAUCUUAUCUGAUGUGACAGCCAACAUGUUGUGUUACAAGGAGGAAAUAUUUGGUCCAGUUCUUCUCUGCAUGCAGGCUGACAACUUACAAGAAGCCAUAAGCAUUGUCAAUAAAAACAAAUAUGGCAUUGGGGCUUCUAUAUUCACCACAUCUGGUGUAGCUGCGAGGAAAUUUCAGACUGAGAUUGAAGCUGGGGAGGUGGGCAUAAAUGUGCCAGUUCCAGACCCACUGCCGUUUUUCUCAUUUACUGGCUCCAAGGCAUCUUUUGCUGGGGAUCUCAAUUUCUUUGGAAAGGCUGGAGUUCAUUUUUACACCCAAAUCAAAACAGUGACGCAACAAUGGAAAGAUUUACCUAGUGACAGUGGAGUAUCCCUGAUAAUGCCAACUUGUGAGGGGUCAUAAAGGCAGAAGACAACUUGUCAUUUCUUAUUCGGAACUCAGCCAAACCAAGUAAAUCCCUUCACUGGCUAUGAGGUCGUCUUCUCUUCACAUUUCACUGUUUAUACCCUCCUUUUUUAUUUAUAUAUAUAAAUUUUUUUCCUUUUCUUCUCUCUGUGGCCUAGAGGGAAAUUUUGUUCUUCCCUUCUUCCUUUUCUUUUUCUUCUCUCUCUUUUGGGUUGGAUGGGGUGGACAGUUGGACGUCUUCAGUACUUGACGGUUGUAGCCAAAAUAGAUGAGGAACUAAUGACUGGGCUUGAUUUAAUGGAUCUGUUCUGCUUAGAAAGAGGAAUCUUAAUUAUGUAAAAUUUUCUUUGCCUGGAAAAUGUUUCAGGGCUUCAACUAGUUCAUCCAGUUAAAUAUUGAAUGAACCACUAGAAUAAAUUUGGGUAUGCAGUUCUUUACCCUUUUUGUCA
Vitis vinifera (wine grape) is the source of this 2927-nucleotide messenger RNA. Its product is annotated as methylmalonate-semialdehyde dehydrogenase [acylating], mitochondrial. The transcript is spliced from 21 exons. The record is from RefSeq and is a predicted model, not a curated record. Gene Ontology annotation, biological process: L-valine catabolic process; thymine catabolic process. Lineage: Eukaryota; Viridiplantae; Streptophyta; Magnoliopsida; Vitales; Vitaceae. Gene Ontology annotation, cellular component: mitochondrion. The coding region runs from base 337 to 2475 and encodes 712 amino acids. Gene Ontology annotation, molecular function: methylmalonate-semialdehyde dehydrogenase (acylating, NAD+) activity; malonate-semialdehyde dehydrogenase (acetylating, [NAD(P)+]) activity.